CCGGGCGCAUGCGCGACAGAGUCGGCCCACCUAGACAGCUGAGACCAUCGGACGGUCUCCCUCAUCUCGAGGGUUCGGCGAGCUCCCUGCCCGCUCUCAGCCAAUCAGCGGAGCGGAACGGAACGCAGCGGAGAGAAUCUUCGGUUUCCUGUUCGGGGAAAACGAAAAGUGAACUUUGUGCUGAGAAGGAGAAACCAACAUUUCCUGAAAAUGGAAAAAGAAGCAUCUGUGGAGGCCUUAAAAUCUGCCCAGGAGACCAUCAUCAAAGAAGAGACCAUUACUCAAAGAAAAUGGGUGAAGCUGGAUCAAACCACUUACGUUGACCCAACCGGACAAACAAGAAUAUGGGAAUCGGUCAAACGCACCACCAGGAAUGAAGGAUUUUCAGCUGAUGGUGUGGCCGUCAUUCCGGUGCUGCAACGGACCCUCCACUACGACUGCAUGGUCCUGGUGAAGCAAUUCCGGCCUCCCCUGGGAGCCUAUUGCCUGGAAUUCCCCGCAGGCCUCAUUGACAGCAAUGAAUCUCCCGAGACAGCUGCCCUCCGCGAACUGGAAGAGGAGACAGGUUACAAAGGGGACAUCCUGGAAUGUUCUCCAGCUUUGUGCUUAGAUCCUGGGCUGACAAAUUGUGCGUCACACAUUGCGACCGUCACCAUCAACGGAGACCUCCCGGUCAACCUGAAGCCGAAACAAAAGCCCGAGGAAGGAGAGUUCGUGGAAGUCGUUACGCUACCAAAGAACGAUUUAAUGCAGAGAAUUGAAGAACUGGUGGCCGAGCAACAUCUGGUUGUGGAUGCUAAGCUCUACGCUUACGCCCUGGCCCUCAGGCACGCCACCGACCAGCCCUUCCAGGUGCCCUUCAUGAAGUUCUAGGUGAACACCCCGUUCUAGAACUCCCAAGACCGAAGAUUUCGCGCCGAGCCGUUUCCCCGCACAAGAAAAAAAUUUUUUUUAUUACUUUUAAUUCAACUUCACUGGAAUCGUCGGUGGGGAAAAAAAAUAAAAAUAACAUCUUCUUACCGUC
Messenger RNA from Thamnophis elegans (Western terrestrial garter snake), 1024 nucleotides. RefSeq names its product nudix hydrolase 5 (gene NUDT5). The transcript is spliced from 10 exons. The record is from RefSeq and is a predicted model, not a curated record. Lineage: Eukaryota; Metazoa; Chordata; Lepidosauria; Squamata; Natricidae. Gene Ontology annotation, biological process: ribose phosphate metabolic process; nucleoside phosphate metabolic process. The coding region runs from base 211 to 873 and encodes 220 amino acids. Gene Ontology annotation, molecular function: ADP-ribose diphosphatase activity. Gene Ontology annotation, cellular component: nucleus.